Molecule: messenger RNA, 858 nt
Organism: Balaenoptera acutorostrata (minke whale)
Lineage: Eukaryota; Metazoa; Chordata; Mammalia; Artiodactyla; Balaenopteridae
Exons: 1
Source: RefSeq, a predicted model, not a curated record
AGUCCGGAUUCCCCCCGGAGCCCCCGCCCGUCUCCGCAUCAGCAUCCGCGGCGGCCGCCGCCGCCGCCGCUACCGCCGCCGCCACCUCCGCAUCUGCAUCCGCAUCCGCAUCCGCCUCCGCCUCCCCCAAGGGGGGCGUCGCAGCCUCUGCCGCGGCGGCGGCUUCGGCCGCACUGGCCUCCACCACGGCCACUGCCGCUGCCGCCAGGGAGGCCUCCGCCUCCUCCCCCGCUAGGGCUGCCGCUGCCUCCCCCAGGGUGGCCUCCGCCACUGCCUCCUCUACUGAGGCCUCGGCCUCCAACUCAGCCUCCACCUCUGCUUCCGCCUCCGCCACGGAGGCCUCCGCCACCGCUUCUGCCACGGUCGCCGCCGCAGCCUCCGCCGCCGCCGCAGCCGCCGCCGCCACCGCCGCCGCCACUGUCGCCGCUGUCGCCACGGUCGCCGGUGCCCCCGGGCCGCUGCCGCGACCUCCCUUCCCGCGAGCUGGGGGGCAGAGAGGCGGGAGAGGGCAGGAGGGCGGGUGGGCGCCGGAACCCGGGCCGGGGGCGCGAGCGCGAGCUGGGGCGGGGGACCCCGGGCCAGCCGAUCUGGCGAGUCCCAGUCACCUGGUAUGGCGACUGCUGCCAGGAGCGCACCGGUGCGAGUCGCAGCAGCCUGCAGCCCGCUGCUGCUGCCGCCGCCGCUCGGUCGUGGGCUAGCGUGCGGGGCGCGGGCGGGCGGCGUGUGGUGGGGGGCGGGGGGUGUUGGCGUCUGUGGUCCGGGCAGCUGGGAAGGCUUCUGUCUCUUUGGUUCCCCCUGUGGCUGCUGCGGGGCUGCGGGGCCGCGGACGGUGGGAGGGGGCGGGAGCGGGAGGCUUGA